AUGGUGAGGCUAAGUGAAUUAGCAGAGUUCAGGACGCCACAGCACCCAUCCUUGGGCACUAACAACUGGGGAGGAGCUUCUCCACUGUUGGCAAGGAACGUACCAAACGAGUCCCUGGAACAGCGCUACCGGCGGAUGAACUCCGUUCGGAACGACGGCGAAAUCUUCACGGCGGUGCCGGACGACGGCGAUGAUGACUUCACGAGCUUUUCCAGGAGUGAAGCUUCCAAGUAUGUGUAUGGAACCCCGAGCCGGCGAGGAUUGUCGCUGGUGAGGAAGCUGGCCCGGAGGGCGCAGUGGAAGAAGACGACGGCGACUGUGACGUUGAGUUCUACGCCGGCGAAGCGGAGGAAAUGGUUUGGGAGAUGGGACCCCAAGAAUCGAUGGCCUCAAGAUACCAGUAUUCGGUUAAUAAGGAAACGGGAGCCUUACCAGAAUAUCAUCAGCAAUGUGCUUAGAAGAUGUCAGUCACACUGGUCAAAUAAGGAGAAGAUAGGAAGUGAUGGGAUAGGCGGAGAGAAUGAAGCAUCCAAACUGCCAGCAACACCUAAAAGCGGGAUCGCUGACCUGGACUCUAGGCGCAACAAUUACGAUCUUAACAGGGAUAAUUUUACCAGUAGCAAAUGGAAAUUCGAAACUGUUUGGCUUUCUAAAGCUCUUGAAUCUGCGUUUCAACUAUGUAGGUGGGCUUUACCUUCAGGGAAUGGAAUUGGAGAUCGACCCCCGCCUAUCAACAGGUCUCUUGCAGAGAUCUAUGCAAGUAUUCAACGGAGUAAACUGGGACUUCAGGACUGGAGUCUUAGCGAUCUUACGAUAGGCCUUUAUCUUAUAUAUCUCCAGCAAGCAUCCAUCAGUCCCGAGGAUAUUAAGGGUGAACUGAUAUCUUCUGAAUCAGUCGUCCAUGAUCUCAUGUACCACACUGAACUAUCAAAGGGCUCGUACCGAGAUAGUACUCGUGGUCUUGCAAGGAACAGUAUGCUUCGAGAAAGCGAUGUUGUGAAAUUCGUUAAGAUUUCGAGCAUGUUAAGGCCCGGAUAUUACAUUGCGGUUGACAAGAGGAAAAGACUCGUCAUACUUGGAAUACGCGGAACGCAUACAGUUUAUGAUAUAAUUACCGACAUUGUUUCUUCGAGCAAUGAAGAAGUAACGUUUGAAGGCUUUUCGACGCAUUUUGGGAGUGCCGAGGCUGCUCGGUGGUUUCUCACUCACGAGAUGGAAACGCUAAGGAAAUGCCUGCAGAAACACGAGGGAUUUAGGUUAAGGCUGGUCGGUCAUUCUCUUGGAGGCGCAAUAGCAUCGUUGUUGGCAAUAAUGAUCCGUAAGAAGUCGGCCCAGGAGCUCGGCUUCGAUCCUGAGAUUGUAACGGCGGUUGGAAUUGCGACCCCACCUUGUGUCUCCCGAGAUCUUGCUGAAAAGUGCUCCGAUUAUGUUGUAACAGUGGUAAUGCAGGAUGACAUUAUUCCGAGGUUAAGCGUUGCUUCUCUCAUAAGACUGAGGAACGAAAUUAUUCAGACGGACUGGAUGAGUGUUUUCGAGAAGGGAGAUUGGAAAGGCGUCGUAGAUUUAUUUACGAACGCAAAGCAGGUUGUAUCGUCCAUCCAGGACGUAGCUCAGAAGCUAACCGAGUAUGCCAAGUCCCGAGGCCAAACAACAUACUACCCUGAUGUUCUCCCGAGAAAGGAAGUUAAUACUGUUUCAGGCACCCGACCAACCUCCGGGUCAGCAAGCAACACGGCUUCUCGAUCUAAACCGCACAAAGACGCUCCCGGUGGAGUAGAUGAGGAAUUGCUAGUACCCGGGACCGUGUAUUAUUUAAAGAGGAAUACUGAUCAGGCGAUGGAGUUCUUUACGCUGUGGAAGCGACACCCGGGCGAGCAUUUCCAGAGGAUACUGCUCUCCAGCAACGUAAUCUCGGACCACAAAUGCGACAGCCAUAACUACGCAUUGCGGGAUGUUCUCAAAGGUAUCCCUACUUCAUCCGAUGAAGCCAUUUUCAGAUGAUCAAGUGUCCAAGGUUGUCUGAUCUUCACCUCUGCUGCUGUCCAUAUCUUCGUUCAAUAAUGAAUAUAUACCGACACAAAUUAAGUUAUUUUCGGUUUUAGUUCCCGACUAUGAUGAUAUUUUCAUAUUGUAUCUCGGUCGGUCUUCGAUCAUUUGCCUAGAAAUUGCUUGCCUAUUUGUUAAUGUUACAUUUCAAAAAAGUGCUAGUGGCCAAGGGAAAUUGUCAAGAACUCAAAACGACAACUUGGUAUACAAAAUAUGUGUAACAGCUGGGACACAAAGGUUAGGGCCUAGGGGCCAAUGUUUCUAAGAAGACAAAGGUGUAACUUUCAUGGCCUUAGUCUUGGUCAAGGAACAAUUCAAAGAUCAACUUGUAUUUUACA
Messenger RNA from Ipomoea nil (Japanese morning glory), 2384 nucleotides. RefSeq lists its product as uncharacterized. The record is from RefSeq and is a predicted model, not a curated record. Gene Ontology annotation, biological process: lipid metabolic process. The transcript has 8 exons. Lineage: Eukaryota; Viridiplantae; Streptophyta; Magnoliopsida; Solanales; Convolvulaceae. Bases 1 to 2001 code for a protein of 666 amino acids.